AUUUUUUCUCGGUGAAAGAGACUGCGACCUCUUAACUAAUCCAUAGUAUAAUUUUUCUAAAACGUUACAAAUCUUGCCGACUUUUCAUUCUCUAAUCAUUCUUAUAACUCCAUUUGUUUUACUAAACAAACAACAUUUAUUGUCAAUCUUGGUUGCUACCUUCAAAAGAAAGAAAGAAAGAUCAACUCAUCAGAAAGCUACUUUGAGAGAAAGAGAGUGAGCUCUGAGAAAAUCACCAAUGGCUUCGAAGCUUGUAGUCAUAAUUGUGUUCAUCCUCGAUCUCGUCGCCGUUGGUUUAGCCAUUGCCGCCGAGCAGAGAAGAAGUGUCGGGAAGGUUGUAACGGACACUGAGAAGACAUAUGAGUACUGCGUGUACGGCACGGACAUUGCUACGAGCUAUGGAGCUGGUGCAUUCCUUCUCCUCUUUAUAAGCCAAGUCCUUAUUAUGAGUGCUAGCCGCUGCUUCUGCUGUGGGAGGUCCCUAAACCCCGGCGGUUCAAGAGCUUGUGCCCUCCUUCUCUUCCUCAUUUGCUGGGUAUUCUUCCUGGUCGCUGAGGUAUGUUUGCUUGCGGCAUCAAUCAGAAACGCGUACCACACGAAAUACAGGAAGAUGUGGAACAUCGAUAACCCGCCGAGCUGUGAAGUUAUAAGGAAAGGAGUGUUUGCAGCCGGUGCUGCUUUUACCCUCUUCACCGCCAUCGUCUCUCAGUUCUAUUACGUUUGCUACUCUCGUGCUAGAGAUGCUUACCAGAAUCCGUCCUACUAAAAACAUGUCAUACUUUCACAGCAAGAUACGUUUAGGCUUCGAGAGUUGGAAACCAUAUUCAUGUGGGCAGUUGUGAGUUUGUUUAGUUUCAAGUGAUACUACUUAUCCGAUGUGAUGUUAAAAAUUUGAUGGUUUGUCUUGAGGAUGAUACAUUGAGAAGUGAUUGUUUCUUGUGACGUAGGUAUAUUUGUCGUGCGUCUCGUAUAAUGUAUAAGGAGUAAAAAACAUGCUUUUAUAUUUAAACAAAAAAACAGAGAAAACAUGCUUUGUGAAUCA
Messenger RNA from Raphanus sativus (radish), 1042 nucleotides. RefSeq lists its product as uncharacterized. NCBI's taxonomy places the organism in Eukaryota, Viridiplantae, Streptophyta, Magnoliopsida, Brassicales, Brassicaceae. The transcript has 3 exons. The record is from RefSeq and is a predicted model, not a curated record. The coding region runs from base 239 to 766 and encodes 175 amino acids.